Molecule: messenger RNA, 6953 nt
Organism: Epinephelus fuscoguttatus (brown-marbled grouper)
Lineage: Eukaryota; Metazoa; Chordata; Actinopteri; Perciformes; Serranidae
Gene: xxylt1
Product: xyloside xylosyltransferase 1
Exons: 5
Coding region: 642-1841 (399 amino acids)
Molecular function (GO): UDP-xylosyltransferase activity
Source: RefSeq, a predicted model, not a curated record
AUCCAUAGUGGGUGUGGCCAAAGUUGUGUCACAGCAUUUAGUUGCUAGGCUGCUAACGCUAGCUUGGAGCUAGUGGUUUAUCCAAAUAGCAUUAGCGCCGUUUUCUCGUCGAAAUCUCAAAGCCAUGCAAACACCGGGAUAUUUUAGGAACGACAAGUGAGUGCAGCGACAAAUUAGUAAUUUUAUACUAUCAAACAGGGCCUGUCUAUGUGCUGGGGUUAAACAAACAGCAUCGGAGGGCAACACAGCGACCCACAUAUAACGUUAGGCGCAAAGUCGUCGCUUGCUAACUUAGCAUCCUGGCCCCUGGCUGGUAUGUCAACAGGUUGUUGCAGUGUACGUUACUGGUAAUAUUUGGAUUAAAUGGCAUCCCGUGAACGUUAACGGUGUUGUUCAAUUUCAGUGUAACGUUAGCAAAUGUUGCUUUGCUUCAUAAACGUGAGGAUCCAGUAACACGGGGCGAACAAGCUGUCAAGAUGGACCUGCAGAGAUCAACGACAUGAGACAGACAAGUGAGUGCACUUCCGUCCUCUCUGCAGAGGAAAAUGUUGGCAACUUAGAGUAAAUGUGAACUGGAGGGACACAAAAUGAUGAAUGUUUUCCCACGCACACUCCCAUUCUCAUGACGCCAGCUGGGAGAUAUGGGCAUCCUCAGACUGGUAGCCAGAAUCAUGGGUAGGAUCAGUACUUUCAGGUCCUAUCAGUUUGUGCUUCUCCUGGCCGCAGCGCUUGCUGUCGUAGCUUUUUACUACUUUGGCUCAGAGAAGCAGAACUUCUCCAGCACCACAAAGCGGAUAAAGCAGACCCAGGCCAGCCACAAUGCCAACAGGAAUGAUGCUGACCUAACUGUGGACACCAGGCUCUCACAGAUGACUGGAUCUGAGGAGCAAGGAGAGGAAGAGCAAGAUGUGGGAGGAGAGAGCGAUAGAUUUGGGCCUAGGAAAGGGGACGGACGCUACCACGCACUCAUGAUGUUCACCAAGGUGGACAAGAGCCGGAGCCUGCAGGACAAGUUUAAGGUGGCCAUGUUGUCUAUGGUGAAGCAUGGACGCUUCAUGGAAGGAGAGGUGUUGGUCCUUCAUUUUGUGAGCGACCAGGCCAGCAAAGAACUGGGAGAGAGGAUGCUGCAGGAGUUUCUCCUUGACGCAACAUUCAAGCAUGAGGUGCUGUUCCAUGACGUGGUGGCUCUCACACAGAAGCUGUUCCCAAUCGUGGAGGCCAUGCAGAAGCACUUCAGUGCCGGCUCUGGGGCUUACUACAGCGACGCCAUCUUCUUCCUGUCUGUUGCCAUGCAUCACAUCAUGCCUGAAGGUCUGACACGCAUAGUGCAGCUCGACCUGGACCUGAAAUACAGGACCAACAUCAGGGACCUUUUCCAAGAAUUUGACCAGUUCCCUCCAGGAGCUGUAAUAGGCAUCGCCAGAGAGAUGCAGCCAGUCUACAGACACACCUUCUGGCAGUAUCGUAAGGAGAACCCUCAGACCAAAGUAGGUGAUCCUCCUCCCGAGGGCCUCCCGGGCUUCAACAGUGGCGUGAUGUUAUUGGACCUAGGUGCUAUGAGGGACUCUGCUCUCUACAACCAGCUGUUGAAGCCUAGCAAUGUGGCGAAACUAGCAGACCAGUAUCGCUUCAGGGGCCACCUGGGGGACCAGGACUUCUUCACCAUGAUCGGCAUGGAGCAUCCUGAGCUGUUUCAUUCGCUGGCCUGUGGGUGGAACCGGCAGCUGUGCACAUGGUGGAGGGACCACGGAUACGGAGACGUGUUUCAGAUGUAUUAUCGCUGUGAUGGACCUGUCUAUAUCUACCAUGGGAACUGUAACUCCCCGAUACCAGAUGACUGAUGACACAAGACUGAUGCUGGAACUGGACAUCUACAAUAAAGUUUGAGAGAAAUACUUUUCUUGCUUUUUGAAAGGGAAGAUUGCAACUUCUAUGGCAGUUUGCUGUCUUGACCGCCAUAGUCUCAGACUCUGCCCCCUGCUGGUCAAGGGGCUACCGAAGGGUCCAUCCAUACAAAGAUGCUACAAAUAUGUCCGUGUCAUUUUAGAAUAAAUUUUGGCAUUCAAGCUGAAAACAGCCCUGUGUUACAGCAGUGCAAGGAGCCGCAAUACCUGGGGCGUGUUUCUUCAGGUACAGAGAUGUCGAAAUGAUGAAGGAUGGUCUAUGAAGUUAACAGAGUGAUUCAUUUGAAGUUAGGACAGUAGAAAAACGUGUUCUUGCCUGUAGCUGAUUUGCCAACACAGCACCUUUCCAAGUAAUGCCGCAUUGCAUCUUGACACCAAACUGCGCCAACGCUGGGAUCAUUCAUGUCUAAUAGGUCGUAGUCAGUAUGAAUGAGGCCUCGAGUGUCAUACAUUGUUGAUUUUUAGUUUUGUUUUUUUUUUCAUUUUCUUAUACAGUAUAUUAAUUGAUUUCAAUAAAUGUUGCCAUUUCUUUUGGAGAUUAUCUAAAAGACCCCUAUACAUAACACAAAGUGAUUCUAUUUUUCAGUUGAUGAUUCACAAGGAAUUCAUAUUGCUAACAAAUGGUUAAAUAUUAUCUGCAAUGAAUGUUGAGUCAGCUGAUGUGUUAAUUGGCAUCUAUAAAUAAAAAGAAUCUUGUACCUGUUGAUUCCCAGCACCUCAAGCUCUCUGUCAGUGCCACAAGUUUAUCCUGCGCUGCGCCUUCCUGCAGUACCACACCACUCUCUUGGAAAUCAGGUGCCAACUAGAACCAUAUAGGGUUCUUUGGCUUAUCCCCAUAGAAAACCCUUUUGGUUCCUGAUACAACCUUUAUACAGAUUCUACUUGGAACCCUUUUAAAUGGGUCUAUCUAGAAACCAACAUAUAUGGAUAUACCUAGAACCAUCUGUGAAAGGUUCCAUCCAGAACACCCUGUGAGAGGUUUUACAGAGAGCCAUGGUUACACUAUGGUGUAACUGUGCCACCCAGAGCCCUCUCUGAGCAUCCUAUCCAGAACCUUUCCACCUUCUAAGGGUGCUUACAGGAACCCACCCAGGGGGUUUUGCUGAGAACCCUUUAUAUUCCAACAGUUUCAACAAGAGCUCACUCAGGGGGGCUCUAAAAAUAGUAAUGAACUAAAUUACUCAAAGAACUUUCUCCCACUAAUCAUAGCUUUAGUUUAAGAGGUUAACCUGGGGCCAAGGAAGCCAGAUCCAGCAGACCUUGGCCUCAUGAAGUCCCUUUAGGGCGGGGGCUGGUAUGGUCCAGAACAACUUACAGUGCUCAUGGUUCACAAUUACAUUUGCAGGGUUUGAUAAUUUGUGAAAUCACUACUACUGCAGCCUUUACUAUGUCAGUAGUGCAGUGGAGUUGGGAACCAAAACUCUGUUCCAAUUAAGAAUCAAAUACGAAAUGCCAAGUACCAGGUAGCUCUAAAAUUGAAAAAACAACAAAAAAGAACUGAACUGACAGACAUCAACUAUGGCAAAACACAAGUAAAAUGAAUUAAUGAGGAGGAUUCCAGAUACAUCUACAUUUCUACAAAAAAACAUUUAAAACACUGGUAAACAUUUAAAGAUUUGAGGAUAAGGAUCUUUAAAUGCCAAUGGUUUUAACAAUCCUUGAAUCUUCCAAAAGGGGUUCUUUGGAUGGGUACGAGGGAAAACAAGUCACAACCGACAGAUAUGUUUUACUUCUGUGAAUAUCAGUCUGUGGUAAAUAUAGAAAAAUUGAUCAUUUUGGUGCAGGGCUGUUAAAGCUUUUCAUCUGUCCAACGGACGAUAUGCUCUCUCACACACAAUAGCCCUACACACAAACAGCGCUUGUAAGAAGAUCGGCUCUGAACUUGGGAUUUCAGGUAAAUAGGCUACAGUACUUGAUAAGGUUGCAUAGCAACCUCAGACGCCACUUCCACACUCUUGAAAGGUGGCUCAAAGAAGGCACAAAAGUAGCGCCUGACCUUGUGUUUUCCAAGCGGUUAAAGAUGUGGCAUGUGUACAGCCCCUGAGUCUGACAAAUAACCCUUGAAGAACUCUUUCUUCAAAAAAGGCAUGUUCCUCAGAAGCAAAUGGUUCUGGGUAGAGCCUUGGCUCUUCAGGAAGAACUCUUUUGGAACCCUUACGUCCAAGAGUGCGGGUGAAGGCUAAUAUGGCGCCAUUUACUUUCCACCUCUGUAGCUUUUAGGAAAAUGGGAGAGGUUUGUUCUCCAUCUUUCCAGAGCCACGUGGGCCCAGGGCACAACACACUACCACAGUUCAAACACGUCUGUCUGCAGGUAGGAAGACGGAGGAUAAAUCAAAUGAGAGAGCGAAAGAGGGGUCGGGUGGACAAUGGGUAACAGUGAUGGCUGUUGUAUGUGCCCUGCAUUUGCAGUUUAGCAGAGGCCAAACACGCACGUUUCAGAAGGAGAGAAGUGGCCGUGCAGAUACUGACCCACUUAUGAGUUUUCUUGCUGUGCUCACUGAACUGCCACUCAGACUCAAAGAAAUGUCAACACUCAAUAGUCAUCACUCAGGAAAUUGUCUGCGAUGAUGCACACUUUAACACACAUGUACACACAGUGAGAGUGAAAUAGCUGCAUGGCCUGCAACAUCAGUGGCAGCUACUAAAGACACUUGAGAAUAAACAUUAUCCCAAAUCAAUGCGCUUCCCUUGAACUCACCCUGAAACUGGUCGAUAUUUUUUCUGGCUCUUUGAGAACAACACUCUUAAGUCUCUAUAGCGCUAAAACACAUUGUUAGCAAGAAAAAGAGCAGAUGAAUCAGAGUAAAUACUGAAAAAUAACUUUCAUUCACAGUUCCUCAAUGCACUUUAUAACUCACACUUUGUUUGAAAGGGUUGUGUUGACUAGAUGAUGGUUAGAUUUAUAUUUCCUGUGCUGAUUAUUAUUUGUUCUUUGUUUUAAAGACCAUUCCAAUGGUUUUGUAAAUUUUGGCCCAUUACCUAUAAAUGUAUAUGUGUAGUUUGUGAUUGAUUUCCUACUCUUUAGGCAGCAAUUGGCUUUCCAUUUUCUCCUGUGCUUUAUUAUAGCAGAUACUUAAAGAUGCUUGAGAUUGGUAAUCCAUCACAGUGAGCACUUUACAUUGUAUUUUUUGGUCAGAACAUAAUUAUGUUGUACUGUAGUGGGAGAUCUCAGGAUUCUUCAUAACGAUGCAUUCAAGGACUCUUACAGUAUAAUUAUCUCCUGAAGCACAUUGCAUCUGUCAAUUAUGUUUGCAAAUGCAAACAUAAUGCAAACAUGGACACUGUGAAAAAGACUUAUAAAUUUGAUCAUUCCUUUGAUUAAAAAUUCAGCUGCCAUGUUGUUAGGAGUGUCUUUUUUUAUGCAUCUAAGGCCAUGUUACACAAAAACCAUGGCCUGAAAACAGAAUCAUUUCUUAUUUUUGUUUUGAAAGAAGUUCCACGUUCAGACGACAAUGUUUUGAUAACAAUCACCGUGCACACGGAUCCACAAAAAUGGCCAAAUGGCCAAAAUCGCUAUAGUAUACAUGCGCUUCCUUCUACAAAGCGGUGAUGUAUAAACAAACAAAAUGGCAACUACACAAACGUUUGUCUGGACAGACGACGAGGUGGAGUUGUUACAGUUAAUCUACACUUUGCUGGAGAAGUGUUGAUAAAUUUAAUAGGGUGAGCAACACAAACAGAGCUCAGGAGUCCGCCAUUGUUGUUGUGAUGGUCGACUUUCUCGCACAUGCCUAGUGACUAGAACCGUAAUGCACAUGUGCGAAAAGCCUCUGUUUUCAGAGGCGCUGCAUAUUGCAAGUUUACGUGACAACAUAGAGGGUGUUGUUUCUGAGAAAACUGCACUCUGGAGCCAGUUUUCAAAACGUUGCGUUUUCAGUCAGCCGAAACGGCGCCGUUGUGUAAAUGAUCAGCCAAAAUGCAACUAAAGUUUACCAUUUUCAGUUGAAAUUGUUUACAUAUGAAGAGGACCUAAGUGUGUUAUCCAUACUCACAACUGCAUUACUAUCGUGACAAAACAAACCAAAGAAAUGCAAUAAAUAAUUCAAUGUGAUGGAUUACCUUUCUUACGUGCAUUUAAAGAUUCUUAAAGUCGACUUCCAAAAGUGGUGAAAGAGAAGAAAACGAAAUGGUAGAGAAUGGGCUUAAACAUUUUGAUCUAAUGGUAUUUACCACUGAAAUAUCCUUUUUGUGUUUUGAAAACUGUUAAUCCAUGUGUACUGUGUAUAUCCAUCACAAGUUUUGGGUAACACCCUCCAACUGUGGUCCCUAAUCUGUCAACGUUAGUUGCUAUGAAGUUUUCUGGGAAAUAUCUAUGUGAUUUGUUGCUAAUAAUAGCAAAAAGUAUUCAUUUAGUGUUCAUUUAUGGUUGGAAACUUUAUUCUUCAUAUAUAUUUUAUUAUUAUUUUUCAUGUUCAGCUGACCUGCUUUGCUCUGAUUUGAAUACUUUCUGUUAUGCCAGAAAUUAACGGUACCAAUUAAACACUGUUUUCCCUAUAAUUAAUAUAAAAUUAUAUACCUGUAACCUCCUUUGAAAUUAUUAGGAUAUCAUGGACAUGAAAACAAAUGUUAUCCUCAUUUACAUGUUAUUUUCACUCCUUUCAAACACUCCUGUGUAUGACAUCUGAUGUUAAAAGAUAAAGUGAUAAUGAUCUGGUUUAACUUGAUAAAUGUUAUGAGGGUAGUAACACUUUUUCCAGUCUUCUGUUUUACUGUGAAAACUAUAAAUGACUGUUCUGUAUCAGUAAACUCAAUGUGCAAUUAUCAUUUUAAAGGGCUAACAGAAGUUUGCAAGUAAGAGUAUAAUUAACGUUGUACAUGUAGAAACCCUGUGACAGAUUAGAAAGCUGCUGUAUUCAGUGUUAAAGACUCAAGUUGACAUGUUUUUUCUCCGAUGAUAAAGGCGAAUGUGAGAGCAGCUUUAUAUGAAGCAAACUCUUUUUUUAAAAAAUGCUCCCGAGUGAAUGUUUAAACUCAAUGACCUUUUGUAGACAUCCUGUGACAUAAACAAAGUAAACUUCCUGUUUUGUUCAGCUGUUCAUCUCUAUAAUA